AUGGUCGAAGGGGACAAGAAAGGUACGUUAUUCAAAGUUUAGUACUGGAUUUUGACUUUAUUACCUAUAAGUACGAUAAAUUGACUUUAUUACCUACAAGUACCGAAAAUAAAUUUUAAGUACCAAAUUUCAAAUCCCAGUACUAAAUAUCCAUCUUUUUCAGAAGCCACGGUAUGCGGUGAGAACUCGACCUAUGUGAAGCUAAUUUCCAGCGAUGGACACGAAUUCAUCGUACGACGGGAUUUGGUAACGACCAGUGGUACCAUUAAGGCCAUGCUGUCUGGUCCGGGACAAUUUACGGAAAACGAGAGUAAUGAGGUCAACUUUAGGGAAAUACCGUGAGUUUUCGUACCUUUUUGCAAUUUUAACAGUUAAAAUUGAAAUUUAAAAAAAAUUUUUUUUAAUUUUUGAAAUUUUGAAGGAUUAAAAUGCCAAUGCCUUCAGAUCACACGUAAUCCGCAAAGUGUGCCAUUACUUCGCGUACAAAGUCCGCUACACGAACAGUGCCACCGAGAUCCCCGAGUUCACCAUCACACCCGAAGUGGCACUCGAACUGUUGAUGGCCGCCAACUUCCUCGACUGCUAA
Molecule: messenger RNA, 586 nt
Organism: Bursaphelenchus okinawaensis
Lineage: Eukaryota; Metazoa; Nematoda; Chromadorea; Rhabditida; Aphelenchoididae
Source: the annotation of a GenBank genome assembly